Serinus canaria (Common canary) is the source of this 537-nucleotide messenger RNA. RefSeq names its product WW domain-binding protein 11-like. NCBI's taxonomy places the organism in Eukaryota, Metazoa, Chordata, Aves, Passeriformes, Fringillidae. The coding region runs from base 1 to 537 and encodes 178 amino acids. The record is from RefSeq and is a predicted model, not a curated record. The transcript has 2 exons.
AUGACGCCAACUCAACUAGCAGAUCGCAUCGCGCCUUUUCCUGAGGGGAGAAGGGGCAGAAACAAACGCACUCGUGAGACGGAAAUCUUUCCUGUGUGUAACAAGGGCUGGUAUGGGCCCACCUGGGCCUCGCUGAGCGGGACUCGCGGCGUGGAGAAAUUCCGGGGGCCGCACUCGACUCGCCCGCCACUCGCCCUCUUUCCCUCCCCGGGCCCGCAGCUGCCCCGCACCCCAGGCCUGCGGCUCGCCCGCCCCCGCCUACCCCUGCGCUCCGCUCCCCGCCCGGCAGCCCCGCCGGAAAUGCGUCCCGGUCCGCCACCGAGAGCGGCUCCCCCGCCACCCGCGCUCCUCCGGCCCGGAGGAGGAAAGCGCCCGCCGCUGCCGCCGCCGCCUCGCCCGCCGUCGCCGCCGCCCUCCCUAACUCGUCCCUCGCGCUGCCUCGGGCCGUGCUGGGCGGCGGCGGAGCCGCUCUGCGAUCUGCGCCCUGCCCCCGGCACUUCAGCGCCGCGGCGUUCGUCCCCGGAGGUCUCCGUUUAG